Messenger RNA from Stegastes partitus (bicolor damselfish), 2501 nucleotides. It is a transcript of the gene ccdc93, whose product is annotated as CCC complex scaffolding subunit CCDC93. Gene Ontology annotation, biological process: Golgi to plasma membrane transport. NCBI's taxonomy places the organism in Eukaryota, Metazoa, Chordata, Actinopteri, Pomacentridae. Bases 42 to 1949 code for a protein of 635 amino acids. The transcript is spliced from 23 exons. The record is from RefSeq and is a predicted model, not a curated record.
CGGCUGUCAUGUGACUCGUGUCAGCAGCACUGCGGCUCAACAUGGCGGCUGCUGCGUCCGUUUUUCACAGAAUGAGAACUGGGUCGAAAAUAGGAGCCCAGUACGACCAAGAAGGCAACGUCAUUCAGGUGGAAACUCGAGAAGAUGAAGAGCAGAGCGUCAAGUUGUCAGAGAUCCUGGAACUUCUGCUGGCAGCUGGGUACUUCAGAGCCCGGAUCAAAGGACUGUCACCUUUUGAUAAGGUGGUCGGGGGUAUGACCUGGUGCAUCACCACAUGUAACUUUGACAUCGAUGUAGAUCUCCUUUUUCAAGAAAACUCAACUAUUGGCCAGAAAAUUGCCCUGACAGAGAAAAUAGUUUCUGUUCUACCAAAGAUGAAGUGUCCUCAUCGCCUGGAACCCCAUCAAAUCCAAGGGCUGGAUUUUAUUCAUAUUUUUCCAGUGAUACAGUGGCUGGUGAAGCGAGCAAUAGCGACAAGGGCAGAGAUGGGAGAUUAUGUGAGAGCAUACUCAAUUUCUCAGUUCCAGAAGAACCACAGCCUCCCAGAGGAUGAAGAUUUUCUCCUGAGGAAAGACAAGGCUGCUCGGGCAGUUCUGGAUGUGUUGGAUGUAUACAAACCACAGAGGAAGUACAGGAGGCAGGGGGACACAGGGGAGCUGCUGGAUGAGGAAUCCAGGGUUCACUCCACUCUGUUGGAAUAUGGCAGACGAUAUGGAUUCAGCAAGCAAUCCAAACAUGACAAGGUAGAUCAAGGGAAUGCUCUGCUUGUCAAUGGCUCUCAAGCAGCACCCUCUGGGACUGUGGAGAUGUCAGAGGAUGACAACCUGCAGGCAGCAGAGGAGAUGCGAAUCAAAACCCUGAUGACUAGCAUGGCUGCCAUGGCAAAUGAAGAGGGUAAGCUGACAGCGAGUGCAGUGGGUCACAUAGUGGGACUGCAGUCUGAGGAGAUCAAACAGAUUGCCUCAGAGUAUGCCGAGAAGCAGUUGGAGCUUUCCUCAGAGGAGCGGUCUGAGCGCUACGGCCCGCUUCAGCAGCAUCGCAGGGCAGUCGCCUCACUCAACAAGCAGAUCCAGCAGAAAACUAAACAGCUGGAGGAGCUACAAGCUAAGCAUGCAGAUGUGAAGAUGGACUGUGACAAGGUCAAAAGAGGACUGAUGGAGGCUACAGAGCAAUCAGACAAGCUGGACAGAGAGCUGAAGUCUUUUGAAGAGCUGGAGGGGCAGGCUGACAGUGGCCUGCUGGAAAAGCUGAGGGCUCUGGUGACAAUGAAUGAGAACUUGAAGCAGCAGGAGCAAGAGUUCCGCACACACUGCAGGGAAGAGAUGACCCGUCUGCAGCUGAACAUUCAAGAGUUGAAGUUGGCAUCAGGACAUGAUACAGAGGAGGAGAAGGAGAGGAACCAGCUGAUAGACAAACAGUACAACACAGACAGAGAGAAACUACAGAAGAUUCGUCUGCUCAUGGCUCGGAGAAACCGUGAGAUCGCCAUCUUGCAGAGGAAGCUUGAUGAGGUGCCAAGCCGGGCCGAACUGACACAGUACCAGAAGAGAUUUAUCGAACUCUACAGCCUAGUUUCUGCUACACACAAAGAAACAAAGCAGUUCUUCACGCUGUAUAACACAUUGGAUGACAAGAAGGUCUACCUGGAGAAGGAGGUGAAUUUGCUGAAUUCCAUUCAUGACAACUUCCAACAAGCCAUGUCGUCUGCAGCAGCCAAGGAGCAGUUCCUCAGACAAAUGGAACAAAUAGUGGAGGGAAUUAAACAGAGUCGCAUUAAGAUGGAGAAGAAAAAGCAGGAAAACAAAAUGAGGAGAGAUCAGCUGAACGAUGAGUACCUGGAGCUGCUUGACAAGCAGAGGCUGUACUUCAAAACUGUCAAGGAGUUUAAAGAGGAGUGUCGGAAGAAUGAGAUGCUGCUGUCCAAGCUGAGAGCUAAGGGAGCCUCUUAGCCAAGAUGUUACUGUUGGCAUGUGUUUUUGUUUAAAGUGAAAUAUGGAAACUGAUCACAGAUGAACUAUACCAGUAUAAAGUGUUUUUGUAACAUUCCACAUUUUCUGACACAGUUAGUAACAGACCAAGACCUGGGUGUUAAGCUUCACUGCACUGCCAGUAUAUGCUGAUAUCUAGUCAAGAAGUCACGGCGUGUUUAAUGAUGUCUGGCCACUUUUUGCUGUGGGGCUGUACAAAUAAAGCUCUUUGUAGCUGAUUUAAUCAGAACUCAACUAAUAUUAAGUUGUACUGGAAGCUGCACCAGUUGUGAAAUGUGCUCCCACAUUUUUAUGUAGAUCAUAAAGUGGUGCUGCAACAGAGAAGAGAUACCAUCAAAAGAGUGGAUGUUUGAUGUUUCCAAAUGCAGCUUCAAAUGAAUGAUUUGCCAUUGACACUGUUCUUGCAUACGUGAGAAGUUUGUCUUAUAGGUAUAGCCUCUGUCGUCGUCCAAUGACAAUGUAUGAUCAGUGUUAUGUGAAUAAAAGUAUGCUUCUAUUAAAACUUGAAAUACA